AUUGCGUCUCUGCAGGACUUACCAGGGCCGGAGAGGAGAGGAAAUUUGCCUGGGAAGGAAUGCGAAACGGGGUUUAGGAUUGGCACUGCCACGAGGAAAACGAGGAGGUGCGACAUUUUCUAGGCUACGUGGAGAUCCGCUUUUUCUUCCCUUCAAAGGUGUUCGCCUCCCGACCCACCGCCCACCACGGCCCUCACCUGUGUGUUGCGGUGCUUCCCUUGUGAGCCGACCUGGGCUGGCAGUCCCUUCUUGCACCGCCCGCCAACACCGCCCAUGGUCAGAAUGACGCGCUCCAAGACCUUCCAGGCGUACCUGCCGAGCUGCCACCGAACCUACAGCUGCAUCCACUGCCGAGCUCACCUGGCCAACCACGACGAGCUGAUCUCCAAGUCGUUCCAGGGCAGCCAGGGCAGAGCAUACCUCUUCAACUCAGUGGUGAACGUCGGGUGUGGCCCUGCAGAGGAGAGAGUUUUGCUCACAGGCCUGCAUGCUGUAGCAGAUAUCUACUGUGAGAACUGCAAGACGACCCUGGGCUGGAAAUAUGAACAUGCCUUUGAGAGCAGUCAGAAGUAUAAAGAGGGCAAGUUCAUCAUCGAGCUGGCCCACAUGAUCAAGGACAACGGCUGGGACUGAGGAGCGAACAGCCAGGACACGACCGCAGCAGUGAAGGGGAGGGUGGGUGGGGGGACUCGGUGGCUGGAUGGAUAGAUGGACAAAUGGAUGGGAGGAAGUGGUGGGGGGGCAGGGAGGGGGUCCAUGUGUGGUGGGUGAGUGUGUAACUUUGGUUUGGCUGAUUUACCAUUAACCUCUGUAGCUCUGCCCAUCCCUCCCUACCACGCCUCUUGAUGUACACUCACACACAUGCACACAAACACAUGGAUACAUCAAGGUCCCAGCCAUCCCAGCUUGAUAGAGAGACAGACUAGGCAGGCUGACACACAGCUAGCAGGACUAGGUGACUGGCCAGCAAUACAAGACAUCUCAUUUUCAGUUUUUUUUUCCUUUUACUGAAACAUGAUUCGAUAGUUCUUAAAAAGGUAGUAACACUCUCUCUGUACCCACUAGGAGACAUCCUCAAAAUGUAGAGAUAAGGAGGCCAGUUGGGCUGGCCAGAUGGGGUUCAUUGGCCUUGGUUGAAGAGCUGACGGACAUUCACUCUGUCCACAGCGUGAAUGAGAUGACCUAAGAUGAUUAUCGCAAAUCCAGCUGAUCAGGGCCAUGCCAGCUGGGCCAGUGAUGAGGCCUGGCGCUGAGGCUUGGCACGGAGGCCCAAGCACAUGGGCGUUGGGUUGUGGUGGAGGGGGUGGGCCACUUUCUCAGCAUGGUGGGGAGAGAAAGAUCCUGAUCCAGUUAUGCAGUGGGUUUGAUGGCUUCUGGCUGGGAUCCACUCCAUGUCUUGCCAGUGAUGCAGUUCAGGAUGAGCAGGGUGGGCAGACCGUGAAAGAGAUACAGACAGACAGCCACCAGCUUGUCUUAAAACCUUGCAGGAAUUUGCCCUCGCAGCAGCAGAGCAGCUCCCCUGGGUUUUAUUCAUCCUUCGAAACACAGUCAGGAGUCGUGCAAAGUGAUCUGCUGAUCCCUCCCCUUGUAUAUCUGGUGUCGGCAGACGCACUGCUGCGUCUUUUUUUUUCCAGAUAGAAUUAUACAACAUAAGUGUGUCUCAGGUGAGCAACUAUGGCUGGGAUUCCCAAAAGUUUGUGCGCACUGUGAGCGUCUGUCUGCUGUUGUACCUGUGAUGAGGGGACAGCUAGUGAUCAGUCAGACACAGACACAACUCCUGCUAUCAUGCACAUAACAGUCCUCUGCAAAGUUUGAAGAAACAAAGGGCCAAUGCAUGACUGGUUUCAUGGGCCAAGGGAAAAUGCAAAUAGUCAAAAAAAAAAGAAAGAAAGCAAAAAGUAAGUUACUCUUACUGAAGUUACGAGGUAUAUACACAACCACAGAGGUGUGUACUGUAGCUACAUAUGUAUAAAAGGUAAUACCUAUCACUCUUAGGCUCUCUUUCAGUCUGGGAUGACUGCUGUUUUACUGCUGUUACUCUGAGCUUCACUAACUGGCCCUCACAAAACAUUAUAACAGACCUACUGGGCAGCAUUAUGAAGCAAUGCACUUGAUAGACCUGUUAAUGAAUUCAUUUGUUCCUUAAUGCAGCAACACCACCAACAUUAUAUUCUUAGGUUUUGCCCCCAGGUUUUGAUCAUUUUUCUUUUUCUUAUUUUUUCCAUGUAAGUUAGCUUACUAAAUGUUCCUCACGCAUCAUGGGCAUUCGAGUUAUGACACCUGGGUAAUAUUUUAAGAAGCAGUAACGGGAAGCAUUGCUCAGGUACCUUGAUGCUAACUUUUCUUUGCUAAGGCCAGGAUCCUGCUUAAUGUGCUGGAUGUGCUGUUCUUGGAUGGAAAUGUAUUAUUUUCGAAUGAGAUAAUCCAUUAUAGCUGUCCCCAUCCUGUGGAAAUGCAACGUUAAUGCAUGCAUGAUCUAAAACUAACCUUUUCUGACCAGUUUUGUGCUCGGUCCUCAUCACAUUUUUGUGACAUAAAAAAAACAAAAAACACUUUGUGCGUAUUAGAGAUGCGCUGAAACCUUGUGCUGUAGUACAACAUCUUAUCAGUUGCAUCCCAGUCCACUUGAGCUGUGAGAUCCCCUUGCAAUGGCACAGAAGCAUUACAGAUUAAAUGUGAUCCUGGUUUAGAAAAGUAAAAUUAGUUGCCCUGUCACACAUAGUUUCCUGUUAUUGCAAACAUUGCUCUAGAAAUUGCCCUGUAGAUGGUGAAACUCAAACCUAAACAGAUAACUCUCGUCAGUAACACUCAGCAGCUGACUCAUCAGUCGGAGGCCGUGACAUUAAACCCAGCACAACCAAAGAACCCACCCAUCAACAAUAAGUUGACCAAACAAAAGAUCUCAUUUUGCUUGGGCAAAGUGUUGCAAAACAAGGGGGUGUGUGUAUACCUGAAAGCCAAGGUUGUGGAUAGCCUUUCUCUGUGAUAUAUAUAAUGCAUUAUGAUUUUGUAAACAAAAGAUCUUAAUAUAUGAAUAUAUUCUAUUUACUGUAUUCACCAUGAGGAUUACCAUUCAUGUCAACCUCUGUGUUACAGACUGUAAAUAGUGUUAAUGUAUUGUGUUUUAUCUAUGAUCCAUAUGAUGAUGAAUGAAUAUGAUUUAGGUCAUGUCAUGCUUUCUCUCUGGUACCCCACAUUGGCUGUACGAUACUACUUUUUUACUGAAAAUGUUUCAAUUUUAAUGUCUUUUGUAAAGGAGGAUGCUGAUGUUGACUAUAUAUCAUUGGAUCUUCAUCUAAUAAAAAGCACCUUGAUAUCUGUAUGGAA
This is a messenger RNA of Toxotes jaculatrix (banded archerfish), 3327 nucleotides long. RefSeq names its product yippee-like 2b (gene ypel2b). The transcript has 5 exons. NCBI's taxonomy places the organism in Eukaryota, Metazoa, Chordata, Actinopteri, Toxotidae. The record is from RefSeq and is a predicted model, not a curated record. Bases 274 to 633 code for a protein of 119 amino acids.